Messenger RNA from Daphnia pulicaria, 3911 nucleotides. Its product is annotated as SUN domain-containing ossification factor-like. The record is from RefSeq and is a predicted model, not a curated record. Gene Ontology annotation, cellular component: membrane; cytoplasm. The transcript has 9 exons. NCBI's taxonomy places the organism in Eukaryota, Metazoa, Arthropoda, Branchiopoda, Diplostraca, Daphniidae. The coding region runs from base 265 to 3171 and encodes 968 amino acids. Gene Ontology annotation, biological process: protein folding in endoplasmic reticulum.
UUUUUCCGCUAGAGGGCCAAGACGAGCCCCAAAACCGUUAAAAUUUACUUGUCGUUCAUACAAAUAAACCCGAUAACUGGCCUCUGCUGUCAAAUAUCGGACCAAGUGAAAUUGCACAAUUUAGUACUAUUAGUAGAGUUAGUUUGACCGUUAUUCAGGAGACGUACGUUCGAGCUCUGAACCGAAUAAUGAAUUGAGAAGGAAAUUGUCGUUACACAUCUGGAAGUGAAGCUGAUACCGAACAGAUUCUUCGGUUCUUGUCAAAUGAGAUCUCGUAUUAGUCCGAGACCCACUGUGUGGUGCCUUAUCUAUUGCUUGGUGUCAUUAUCUUUUUCGUUCAACCAAACUGACAGUGUGAACACACAUUCUAUUGAAAAUGAAUAUCAGCCUGUUGAAGAAGCAAUUAUUUAUCCCAAAGAUGAGGAAGUGGAUGUUAAAGAAUAUCCCAAGCUUAUAACAAAUUCUCUAGAAAUUUCUCCAGUUGUUGCUGGGCAACCACCCCACGAUGGAAUUCUUCUAACCACUGAAUCUCCAGCAAUUUUGGAUGACAACCUGACAUCAAGUGAAGUGACAGUGCCUGUGGAUAAUCUAGACGCGGAUCUAUCGGUACCGAGUAUUGAAGUUUUAUCUUCUACCGAAAUUCUAGAAGAAUCUGCUUAUCCCGAGAUUUCUGCCAGUGAGGUUAUCUCUGCUGAUGUUGAGCCCAAUGUCCAACUGGAAAAUGUUCUAACUACAAAUAAUGUGCUUAAUGUGACCAACAAUGUGACCCGUAACAACGAGAGUGGAUCUAGUGAAGAUGACAUCCCAUCAUUCAGUGAAUGGACGUUAAAGGUGUUGGCGGAGGAAGAGAAAUCAGGUGCAAACGGAAGUACUGGUGUGCAAACCCCUGCUAAAUUGUCUGCCACCCCAAAAUUGCGACAAAAAAACUAUGCCUCGCCAGAUUGCGGAGCGAAAAUAUUGGAUGCCAACAGCGAAGCUGAACACACGUCUGCCAUUUUGGACCCGUCUAGAGAUGAAUAUUUUUUAAGUAUCUGCUCGGCGAAAAUUUGGUUUGUGAUUGAAUUAUGUGAAGCCAUUCAAGCUCAAAGGGUGGGCAUUGCCAAUUUCGAGUUAUUUUCAUCCUCGCCGAAGGAUUUCCGCGUUUACAUUAGCGACCGUUAUCCAACUCGGGAUUGGGCUUUGAUUGGUCUGUUCACCGCCGCUGAUGAGAGGUCCAUUCAAAGUUUCACACUGGAAAGACAGCUCUUUGGCAAGUUCGUUAAGGUGGAAUUGGUCAGUCACUAUGGCAAGGAACAUUUUUGUCCCAUAUCACUUUUUCACGUCUACGGUAACAGCGAAUACGAGGUGCUAGACAAUGAAGAAGAUUCCCGGACGGGAUCAAUUUCACACCGCCAAGAAGAGGAUUCAACAGAGGAAGAAAUGCUUUUUGAUUUGCAAAAAAAUAACAGCAACACCGAUGUCGUCGUGGAAGGAAGAAAUUUAUUUGGGAGUGCCAAAGAUGCUGUCAUCAACAUAGUGAAGAAAGCGGCCGAAGUCCUUACCAAGAGUCCUGCUCCACAAAGUGUGAUGGUGACCGUUAACGAAACAGAUAAUAAAGAAGCGAUACACCCGACUGUUUGCUACACAGCAGUCGAGCCGGUCAAUGUGUCACGAGCUAUCAACGGAUCUCUCAGCUGCGAAUGGAAAGAAUUGAAAUUUCUUGCCUCACUGCCUUGGCUUCACUCUUCGUUGCUCCUCCAAUGUCAGAAAGAGUCGUUUGAUCAAACAUUUUCUUCGGUAGAAUUGGCUUUCGCUGAAUCUAUAUGGACUCGGUUGACUAUUCAAGCUCUUUGCCACUGGAUCUUGCCAGAAGACCCGCACAUUCCAGCUUCAUUAGAAUCAGUCUCACCCUCAAUUGUGGAGUUGGAUGUGCCUGAAAAUGUAAAUCCGUGUACUGAAGCUCAACAGGUCGGUGAAGUGGAAUCCAUCGCUGCUGAGCAGCCCAGUGCUGAACAGACUGAACUCGAAAAUUUGGAACAGUUAUUUUCUGAAGAAAUGGGAACAGUAGCAACGUCGUCGGAUGACCUACCAAUUGGAAUGGAGACCAUUAUCCCAAAUGAUGGCUUCUUAAUUGAGCCUUCAAAGCCCAUUGGUGUACAACAGCAACAACAAGAGCAACAUCAACAGUAUGAUCAACAGCAGCCCCAGGAGCAACAGAUACAGCAACAACAACAUCGUCAGCAGCAGACACAGAAGGAAUCGGUGUUUGUCCGGCUUUCCAACAGGAUUAAAGUGCUGGAGCGCAACAUGUCGUUAUCCGGCCAAUAUUUGGAAGAGCUUAGCCGUCGGUACAAACGCCAAGUAGACGAUAUGCAGAAAUCGUUAAAUCGUACGCUACAGACUUUGAACGACACGUUGCAGCGAAUGAGCACGCAAGAAGAGCGUUAUCAAGUCGUACUUAGUCAACUUCAUGGGGAUAUGGCCGAAUUAAAAACCUCGGCGUACAAACUGGCAGAGGAGAAUCUGGUCCUUCGAGCUCAGACAAUUGAACAGCACUUGUUUCUUAUGGUGGUUGAGGUGAUUGUCAUAGCAGUAUUGGUCGUCUUUCUUCUACGUAAUUUUACGCGGCCACAAUUUAAUCAGCCACCCGAUCCUUGUCCUCGUCAUUCUCCGACUCACCGACAAAAAGAGCACCAGCCAGCUUCAUUAGAUUUCCGGCUCGAGGUCGGUCAGAAGGUUGAAGAAGUCGAGAUGGUCAAAAAUAAUUCGCCCGUGUCCCUGAACAUGUCAGAAAAGGCCUUGCAGCCAUACAAGACGAAAACUCAGGUUAGUCCAACACCCAGUCUUGCCGACAGCUCGAGCUCCGGAUGCGAGUCAGCUUUCAGUUUCCCAAAUUCAAAUUGUACAACAACGAGUCGCGAUCCAAGUCCAGUUGAUGGUAACAGAGCUAGGGGCAAAUCGAGCAAGAGUGGUAGCAAGAAACAGCAGAAGAAAAGGAAACAAAGUCUUAAUAAUGUCCUCCCCAACGACAAAGCAUCCAUCUACCACUCGAAAGAUGCCAGGUCAACUAUACACCCCCCAAAAAUUCGCCUCAAAUCUGACAAUUGGGAAUGGCACUCUCGAGCUAAAAUCCUUGCAGCCCAAUUUAUUAAAGAAAACUACCAAACGAGUGGAAUGCGAAGUAGCUUUUAAAAAAAAGGAGCGCAGAAUCAUAAAAAAAGAAUAAGAAUCUGUACAGACGGAAACGAAAAAUUCCUAUGACCCUUACUUUUUUUUGUACAUUCUUAUUGAAGAAAAAGGGACAUUUGUUGUAUUUUUCUAGAUUGAUAGUUGAUUGAUUAAAAUGUUGACAGGGAAAAGGCCUAAAUCGGAUAUCCGCAUUUAUUAUUAUUUUUUUUUAGAGAUUGUUAUUCCGGCUCUAGUCGUGACAAUUGGAAAUGAAAAGCAAGCAAAAAAAAAAAUAAUAUCCUUUUCCCCUUCAUUUUAUGAUUUGCGAAAUUAGGCUAUUUCGUGUGAUAUUUUUGAUGACUUACUUACUGUACUUUUUCACGCGUUUCUUUAUCCUCCCAUCUGAAUACUUGCCCGUUCCGUUUCGGCUGACUUUUGAGACACAAAGGUAGAAACAAAAAAAAAUUUGGAAACCCGGAGCGGAUAACCUCGUCAUUCUUUAAAAGUGUUAAGGACCCACCGGUAACUAGUAGCAAUUUUAAUUGUCGAAAGAUGCAUACAGAAUGAUGGAGACUAUCAGUGACUAAACGUAAGUCAGCACGAGCAUAAAUUUGCGGUGAUAUUUAAACAAUUCUUGGGUUUCAUGUGAAUUUUCUACUUUUUGUGUCAUGACCGACAGCUUUUUGUUUUGUGUGUUCGAUUUUUUAACGGUAUAUACUCGCUUGCUGUUUCAAUACAAUUAGCUCGUUUUACAAUCCCAUAAA